Hermetia illucens (black soldier fly) is the source of this 1596-nucleotide messenger RNA. RefSeq names its product epsilon-sarcoglycan (gene Scgalpha). The record is from RefSeq and is a predicted model, not a curated record. Gene Ontology annotation, molecular function: calcium ion binding. Bases 165 to 1433 code for a protein of 422 amino acids. NCBI's taxonomy places the organism in Eukaryota, Metazoa, Arthropoda, Insecta, Diptera, Stratiomyidae. Gene Ontology annotation, cellular component: sarcoglycan complex; membrane. The transcript is spliced from 7 exons.
CUAGCAUCCCUUCUGCGCAUGCACCCACUAAAUAUCAAAACAAAUCACUAGAAAACAAGAUUUUCACGUCCAUCGUUAUCCCGUCAAUGUUUCGCGGGAGUCAAAUCGAUUUUGUGAGUUUGUAGUCAGUUUUCUAGCCGCUGUAUCUCCACCAGACGGAGGAGAUGUUUUGUUUGGGCGUGAUACUAUUUUUGGUCGCAAUUUGUGGAAGCGAUGGACUAGUUUUCGAUCAAGUUCCUAUUAUGGAACUUUUCACAGCCAAAAUAGAUCCGCAGAUGUUCAACUGGACCUACCAAGGAGUUACACAACAAUUCCGAUAUCGACCAUCGAUUGAAGGAUAUCCUGAUUUGCCGUCAUGGAUGCGGUACAUGUAUAGUGAUGAGUAUCAUGCUGGGUUCUUGUAUGGAACACCUCCAGUCAGUUUGGCGAAUAAGGUGGUUCGUAUUGAAAUUGUUGCCCUCAACAAACAAUCGUAUGAAACUCGAAGGAAAACAUUAACUAUUAUCAUUGCCAACAAAGUACCAGCCGCGAAUCUGGUUCAAAUGAAAAUCGACAACUUGGAUUGGGUUCAUCUCAUGGAUCCAGGCCGGGUGGAGAAUCUCAAGAAUAUUUUCCGAAAAGAUUUAUGGCCAUCCAGCGACCUUGAUUUGCACCUCGUCUUCAUGGAGUCGGCGGUCAAAAUGGGUGGACGAGUACCUCUAAGACCCCAACAAAGAGAAGGGGUAAUCGUCCAUCUAGGCAGCAAUUCCCCGUUUUCAGACCGACUAAAGGAGUUGCAGGAAGAAGUCCGUCCCCUGUACAAGUUAUCCACGUGCACCUAUAAACGGACAUCAGUGCAAAAGGUGUUCGAAAAUGUUGGGUUCAAAUUGGAUUGGUGCGCUUUCAGGAUUGUAGGAAACGAAAUUUCCCCAGAAGUUCUGUACCAUAAUCAUGGGGUGAAAGGAGCUCAUGGUUCCGAAUUGAGCUCGCUGCAUCGAAUGAGCCAGUGGAAUGGAAUGACCAGGUCUGAAGUUCCUGAACGUAAUUAUAUCGAUGAAUUAGUAUUUUCCAUAGCCAUUCCGGGGAUGAUAUUUGCUAUCGGAAUUGGCAUACUGUCUGCUGUUUUAUGCUUUCAACAUGAAAGAAUAUUUGAUCGGGAUUCCGAGAUAUUUUUUCAUCGUGUUUUCCAUAUUUGUGAAGAUUAUUGGAGGCAAAAAACAAAGCAGCCAACUGUUCAGAUGGUUCAAUGUUCGGAGACUAGUAAUCAGCCUACUACAACCCUUAAAAGUUUAAAGGAUCCAAACCUGCUGAUAGAUAAUAUGAGUGUACGCUCCCAGAGCCCCUGCAAUAGCGUUUACCAUGGGGAGAGUCCUCGCAGUGGAAACACUUAUAUACGCCCCAGACCACCCCCAUAUAAACCUCCAAGUCUCGGAAAGAAUUGUGUUGACAUAUGACAAUCAUCGCCCCGCGUUCUGUACUGUUAAAAAAGAAGCAGAACCUGCUGUAUUUUCAGAAUAAGUUGCAGUGACGCAAUAAUAUUGCUAUGCAUAUCCUUCCUAAAAUCAUACUAUGUAUUCAUGAAAAAUAAAAGUUAGAAAAGUAGUGGAACUUCAAAAA